Theileria annulata is the source of this 2649-nucleotide messenger RNA. RefSeq names its product transcription factor, putative. The transcript has 9 exons. Gene Ontology annotation, molecular function: protein binding. The record is from RefSeq and is a predicted model, not a curated record. Bases 1 to 2649 code for a protein of 882 amino acids. Gene Ontology annotation, cellular component: transcription factor TFIIIC complex. Gene Ontology annotation, biological process: transcription by RNA polymerase III. NCBI's taxonomy places the organism in Eukaryota, Apicomplexa, Aconoidasida, Piroplasmida, Theileriidae.
AUGGGAGAGCUGACGGAGCCGUCGAAGCCGAAAAAAAACUCAUACGCAGAUAAAUUAACAGCAAAACUGUUUAGAAGAAAAAAUAAGAAGAAAAACCAAGAGUAUGUCAAGAUACACAUUUAUAAUAAAACAUUUUAUACAAAGAAAAGUGGAAAGAAGAAAAAGAGAAGGAAAACAGCAUCGCAAAGCAGUAAACUAAACCCGGAACUUGAAAAGUUAUUACAAGAAGCGACAGAUUUGUACCUGAGUAAAAACUUUGAAGAAGCAGUUAAAAAGUUAAAGGAGUUGAUAAGAAGAGCACCAGGCCUACACGACCCGUUCCAUAUGUUGGGACUUAUAUACCAAAACGAAUAUAACGAUGUUACCACAGCUAACAGUUAUUAUCUGCUGGCAGCACAUUUGGUGCCUACAGAUACCGACCUGUGGCAAAGAAUAGGAGAAAUGAGCCAAGAAAGCGGAAACCUCGACCAGGCAAUCUACUGCUUUAAAAAAUGCCAAAGGAACCAAGAAGGACAAAUCAAUGAACAAGCGGUCUUUGCAUUGGCAAUUUGUUAUAUAGAAAAGAAAGACUACGAAAAUGCAGCAAAGAGGUUUCUGGUGCUAUUCAAUUUACACCCAAACGAUAAACUUAUCGCAAACGAACUUUCAAAGUGUUUUCAAAUGGUAGGUGAUUUGCACUCAAGUUUAUUGGUACUAACAGCGUAUUUUAACUCAACGCUGGACUUAGAAAUAUUGGAGACGAUCCUGGAGCUAAAUGUAAAAUUGAGCCUGUACGAGGACUGUUUGAAGAUUUUGAAUGAUAUCUGUACCACAAACAAUAUUGAGGCGAACCAGUUGCCCCUAGAACACCUCGUCUACUACGUAAUCUCAUGCCUGAACCUAGAUAAACCAGUAGAUCAGGAGCUAAACUUGUUAUAUAAUUCCCAAAUAAAUGUAAAAUAUGCAUUCCUAAUCGCAAACCAUCUAUGUCCAAAUCAUUUGGAAUUGUCAGUUUCCUGGUUCAAAAAAGCUUAUUCGUUAAUCUUCUCGAGUGACCAGAUAGAUGUGCCAACAACGCUCAAAAUAUCAAAGUGCAUAACGAUGGACAAUAAUCACCAUGAAUUUCUAGUCAAAGUGUUGAGAACAGCACUUGAAAGCAACCCUAAUAAUUCAGAGCUCUUGAUUAAUCUGGCAGAUAUUCUCCUUCAACAGGGGAAUAUCAAUGAAGCUGAGGAACUUUUAUCCAAACUCACACUUAAUGACUUGGAUAAGAUUAAAGAUAUCCCAGAGUAUGUUUUUCAGACAAAAAAGCCGAUCAGUGAAGAGGAAAGACAUGAAAUGUUUAAUAAGCUCAAUAGUGAGAUAGAGGAGAUAGAGAUGGAAUAUUUAAGUGAUCCAAGGACCCGUGUUUACCCAUGCUUAUUGUCCUACGGUAAGACAAUAUCGCUGGAUAAAACUAAGUUAAAUGAGUGGGUUGAUACGUACUUGAAGGUUAUAAAGGACUGUGAACUCGAUACUGAACGGGCAAUGCAAAGACUAAGCAAGACCAAAAUUACGAGAGCAUCACAGCUGAACAAUUUCAACAAUAAUCUAAGUAGAGAUGAAAACUCAAUUUUUAUCAAAAUCGAGUCCAAAAAGUCUUCACUAAACAAGAGUUACUCUUUCCUCAAGGUUAAAAAGGAGCUAAACCUAAAAUCAGCCGAGGAUAUUCUAGGAUGGGCUGGGUAUGAAAGGUUGAUAUUCACUGCAACAGUGUUUAUGUGUCUUUGCAACAGAGUUAAGGAGGCAGUUGAGGUUCUUGAACUCAUUUCAAAUAAUAAAAAGAAAUACAAGUCAAAUUUAGACUCAGCUGAAAGGAAAUCCUUGAUCAAAACAGUCGAAAAAAUUAUUUUCAAAUGCAGUUCAUUCGGAGGAUUAUUUAAAAUAGCAGUAACCAGUGCUAGGAACGAGUUUUUGAAGGACCCAGUGAAUGGAAGUUUGGAAGGAUACGCAAGGAUCUUGGGUACUGGAAAGAUGGCACAUUCCGCUUUACUCCCACUCUCCUCAUCAAAUGAAAAAGAUGCCUUACUAGAAAAUAGGUAUUCAUACAAGGCUUGGGUAACAAGACAGUUGUUACAGUAUCCGGAUAACUUCCAGCUCCUAAUGCUGGGAGGUCAUUUCUGUUCAAUUUCAGGUAACUGGUCUUACGCUAAACACGAAUAUCAAAGAGCAUAUCAAAAGGAACAAAACGACUCACUAGCUUCGCUUUGCCUAGCAACUUCUUAUUUCAAUUCACUCAAUAACAAAAUCACAGAUAACGUGAAUAAGGCGUUGGUAUUGGGAAUGACUUUUCUUCAAAGAUAUGUAGAGCUUAGAAUGAGAAGAGCGCAUCAACUUGGUUUGCCAGAAACAUGUACACUAGUGUUCAAGGCAGAGGGAAUGUACAACAUCGCAAGGGCUUAUCACUUUCUUAACCUGUUCAACCUGGCAGUUCCACUCUACGAAAACUGCCUCCAACUUGUAUCUAGUAUCAAGGAUACGGAUAUAUCCAGUGAUCCAGAAGUGCAGUGUCCUUGCAUUCUCUGUGAUUACUCUAGAAUGCCAAUAAGACCAAUGCCAAGCUCCUGUAAAGGAUUUAGUCCAGCUUCAUUCAUUAGUAACCAUGUAAAACUGGAGAUUCAGAGGGUAUGA